This is a messenger RNA of Eremomyces bilateralis CBS 781.70, 762 nucleotides long. RefSeq lists its product as uncharacterized. The record is from RefSeq and is a predicted model, not a curated record. Lineage: Eukaryota; Fungi; Ascomycota; Dothideomycetes; Eremomycetales; Eremomycetaceae. The transcript has a single exon. The coding region runs from base 133 to 588 and encodes 151 amino acids.
UUAGUGGGUGGAUUGGAGGGGGAUGGGGGAGCUUACAGGCUGCGGCUGUGAGGACGAUGAGGCGGGCCCAGUGAUUCUUUAUUAGGCGACCCAUGAUGGUUUGAAUAUCAGUUGAUGAUUAGGUAGGCUCGUAUGCCGAUUGGGAGAGGUUGGUUCGGGUGUGAUAUAUCUCGAGAUGCUAGCUUCCUCCAACGAGUGACGCAGCCAACCGAUGAUGAGCAGGAGAGCAAGAUAUCACCCAAAGAUCGGACCCGGCCGCAACAGCGAAAAGCGAGAUGCAAGAAAGAAGGGCUUCACUCCACCAGGGCAGUUCCACGCUGCACGGUCAACGCUCAACGAAAGUACGAAGAGCGGAGAACUAAGCACAAGCGCACACGGGUAGAGCCUGGUAUAUGUAAACCCCGAAUUGCAUCGUCCAGCCUGGGCACUAGCACCCAGACUCCAUCGCCGUCCGCGCUGGAACGGUGCGGGGUGCCGAGUUCAGGAUUUGUGGGCGUGAUCGAACCUUGCCGUGGGGAGCGAUCUGUGCCGGGUGGGGAUACGGCGUGUUCGAGGAAAAUUGGAUGGGUUCGUGGGCGAGGUGGUUAGCGGCGGUGGGUGUCGGAAGUGCGUUACGGGUGGAGAUGGGAACGAAGAAAUGGUCGGUCUAAGGGGCGCUGUCAAAGCGUGGUUUCUGUCGCUUCCUUGCCGUAUAUAGGGAUCUGGAAUGGGAUCGAAGACUAAUUUUAAGAGAGGCGAAGGAUCGACGAGGAGGCGGAAGUA